Rhizophagus irregularis DAOM 181602=DAOM 197198 is the source of this 650-nucleotide messenger RNA. NCBI's taxonomy places the organism in Eukaryota, Fungi, Glomeromycota, Glomeromycetes, Glomerales, Glomeraceae. The record is from RefSeq and is a predicted model, not a curated record.
CAAUAACGGAUUCUAACCAUUCAUUCUUAAUUUGGGCCAAUCAGUUUUUCGCUUCAAAAAUAUUGAUAAAGAACUAAAGACAUAUUAUAAAUAUUAUUGAGAAAUUUCAAUUUGUUUGAUGAAGGGAUCCUUAGAAUAAUAACUGCAAUAAUAUGUUAACAAAUUCACUCAAAAAAGAAAACUGAUUGGCCCGAUUUUGGCCACCAGUUUUUCCUUAUAUUGUCCUCUUACUCUUGAAUCAAUCCUGCUACACGACUGCCUCACUGACUGCCUCCAGCACAAGACAGAAUGGUUUAUGCCAAAUAGUCUAUAAUAAAAUAAUUAAUUUAUAUAAUAAAAAUUUCUCACAUCUAUCUCUUUCAAUAUACGUGCUUUGAAUGCUGCUAACAAACUCGACAACAUACUUGAGAAAUCGUCUUCAUUUAACGAUACUCCAAUGUAGGCAUGUUAAUUGUAACGAGCAAGAUACUAAAGCAAACAAGACACAUGCUAUAACAUUUUUCUACUAUAUAAAUAAUCUGAGCCAUCAUUUUCAGGUGCUCUUUUAUGAUCAUAAUUCAUAAUAAGGUUCUAAGGUCUAUUCUAGUAAUUAAUUAGUCACUUGGGGGAUUUAUUUUUAUCGACCAGUGUGGGAGUAUUUACCAUUACCA